This is a messenger RNA of Anopheles nili, 1179 nucleotides long. Its product is annotated as putative gustatory receptor 28b. NCBI's taxonomy places the organism in Eukaryota, Metazoa, Arthropoda, Insecta, Diptera, Culicidae. Gene Ontology annotation, cellular component: membrane; axon; dendrite. The record is from RefSeq and is a predicted model, not a curated record. The coding region runs from base 1 to 1179 and encodes 392 amino acids. Gene Ontology annotation, biological process: sensory perception of taste. The transcript is spliced from 4 exons.
AUGGCUUCUCAAGCUCACGUUCCGUACGAUCGUCGUUUCGGUUCCGUAUACCCGCUGUUUCAACUGCUCGGUUUCUCGUUGGUACCCCUGAAAGGGCAAGCUCUAACCUCACUCCGAACUCUUACGGUCGUUUUCGUGUCCCUGUACAUUUCCUGCGAGCUGGUCAUCAUUGCGUACUCGCUAACCUACCCGGAGGAUCUGUUCUUUCUGUCAGACGCAGCAGGAACGUUCGCUGAUGCGAUACAAUUCGAGAUACCCCUGCUGGUUCCGCUGGGAUCGCUAUUACUGUCCCUAGCCAAACGGACACUUCAACAUCGCAUCGCUCAGCUAAUGGAUCGGAUCGACGGGCAACUGCAAGCGACCUGCAGCACGCCCGGUGUUUUGGAACGUUUUAAUCAUGAGCUUUCGCGAGACCUCCUCACCGGGAUGCUCGUCUACAACGUGAUACCAGCUGCGAACGAGUUCUUCAUCAUCUCGCGUGUCUCCGCCAACAUGAUCUGGCACCGGAACUGGCUGAUGAAGGUGUGGUUCUUUAUACUGCUCCGUCUGGGGGAUUCCUUUUUUCUCCUGCAUGUCCAAUACCUGCGCAAUCGGUAUCGAUGCGUCAACUACGAGCUGCAGCGAACGAAAGGAUGGAAUGUCGCACCGGAAGUGAUCCACCGGCGGUUGGUUCGACUGAAGGCGAUACAAAACCUCCUCAAGGAUCUCGCUGGAGACGUGUCCGAUCGGUUCGGGUGGCAGCUGUUUGGGGUGAUAACGAUGCUCUUCAUCUGCACAACAAUCGACGGGUACUGGAUGUACGCGAGUCUUUAUCACAAGGGGAAUCUGUACAAGAUCGAAUCGUUUCUGUGUGGCAUCUCGCCUUUGAUGAUGUUCUUCAUGCUGUUCAACACCUGCCAGCGGUGUAUGGAUGAGGCAGAGAAGACGUUCUACUAUCUUCAUGGAGUUUUGAAUAGAAUGUUACCACGCAACACGAUCCUCUUGAUAGAAAACUUUUCUAAGCAGCUACACAACGGACGCGUCAACUUCUCAGCAGCGAACUUUUUCGAAUUGAAGCUAUCGGCAUUGACUACCAUAUUUGCAUCCAUCACAACGUAUCUGGUUAUCUACAUCAACUUCAUACCAAAAACUGACACGUUCGACGAGUACAACAAGGAGCAUAAUUUAGUCAACGCCUGA